This is a messenger RNA of Aspergillus calidoustus, 1884 nucleotides long. The record is from the annotation of a GenBank genome assembly. Lineage: Eukaryota; Fungi; Ascomycota; Eurotiomycetes; Eurotiales; Aspergillaceae.
AUGGCGCUUGCAAUCACAGGCCUUGUGGCCGGGGGCUGGACCGCCAUGGCCUAUGCAGACGCCAAGUUCCACCUGACCAAAGACCUGGCCGACAUCUGGAAGUCGCGGCGUGGGCGGCGAGAACUCGCGCGCGUAGUACAGUCCGAGAGAAUCAGUGCGUGGUACGCGUUCGAGGAGCAAUGUCACAAAAGCUGGAACAGGCGGGCCAUCUGGUGGAGAGAGCGCUCAUACACGUACGGGCAGAUGUAUCAGGCCGUGUGUCAGUAUGCGCAGUGGAUGCUACGCCAGGGGGUCAGACCGGGGGAGUUUGUCGCGGUGUACCUGGCCAAUUGUCCCGAGUUCAUGAUCAUCUGGUUUGCCUGCGUCUCACUGGGCGCGGCGCCGGCGCUCUUGAAUUAUAACCUCGAGGGCAAGGCUUUGCUGCAUUGUUUGGAGAUUUGCGAGACGAGAUUGCUCAUUGUUGGUGACUCGGUGCAAGGUGGGAUUGCGGAGGUGCGCGGGGAGAUUGAGGGCCGAGGGAUCAAAAUCGAGGUACUUGAUGCAGUGUUGAAAGAAUUGGUCUCGGCGAUGCCGUCGGAGAGAAUCCCUGAUGAUGCUCGACAGGGUGUCCAGGCCAAGGAUCCUUUUGCCUUGGUGUACACCAGUGGCACUACAGGUCUCCCUAAGGGCUGUGCAUUCGUGUACGACCGCAUGUACCUCAUGUGCGCCCACGACACACCCUUUGUCGGCGGAGUCCCCGCCCAGGAUCAAUGGUACAACUCCAUGCCGCUCUACCACGCAACAGGAGGCGUCACCAGCGCGCUCUGCUUGUGUCAGGGCAUCUCCAUUGCCCUCGCGCCCAAAUUCUCCGUCUCCCGGUUCUGGAACGACGUCCAUGACUCCGAAUCCACCUACUUCAUUUACGUGGGUGAAACUGCGCGGUACCUCUUGAACGCACCACAUCACCCGCUGGAGCGACGACACAAGCUCCGCGCAGCGUACGGCAAUGGCCUCCGACCGGACGUGUGGGCGAAAUUCCAAGACCGGUUCGCCAUCCCCGAGGUCGGCGAGUUCUUCAACUCGACCGAGGGAAUGUUCAGCCUCAUCAACCAUUGCCGUGGUCCGUACCUGCAGGCCUGCGUCGGGCACCAUGGCGUAAUGCUUCGGUGGUUGCUACGUAAUACGUACAUUCCCGUCCGGGUCGAUUACGAGUCCGGGGACAUCUGGCGAGACCCGCAGACCGGGUUCGCGCAGCGGACUUCAUACGAGGAGGGAGGGGAGAUGCUCGUGGCCGUCACCAGCAAGGAAGAUUUCCAGGGCUACUGGCGCUCGCCCUCCGCGACAGCCAAGAAGUUCUGCAGCGACGUCUUCAAAAAGGGCGACCUGUACUAUCGCACGGGUGAUGCGCUCCGGCGGGACGCAGACGGCAAAUGGCACUUUCUCGACCGGCUGGGCGAUACCUUUCGGUGGAAAUCCGAGAAUGUGUCAACUGCCGAAGUCAGCCUCGUGCUGGGCCAGUACCCCGGAAUUGCAGAGGCGAACGUGUACGGGGUUCUUGUGCCCGGCCAUGAAGGCCGUGCCGGGUGUGCGGCCAUCGACCUGUCUCCGGGCACCACGUCAGCCUCACUGGAUUAUACAGACCUGGUGACGUAUCUACGAAAGAGACUGCCUCGAUAUGCCGUUCCUGUCUUUCUGCGGCUGGUCAGCAGCAGCACCCAUAUUCACAACCAUAAGCAAAACAAGGUGCCGCUCAGAAAGGAGGGCGUGGAUCCGAGUCUCAUAGGGUCCGAAGCUGCGGAAGGCAAGGACGAUAUUCUCUUUUGGCUCCCUCCAGGUAGAAGCCAAUACCUCCUUUUCUCACCUUUUGAGUGGGAAAGUCUCGUUUCAGGGCAGGCAAAGCUGUAA